AUGAUGCCACAAUCUACUAGCCAUUCAUACUCGCUCUCAACAACAUUGCUUCUCGUCCUCGUGUUGACACUAGGACUGUUUCCUAAUCUCUUCCAUUCUAUCUGGACGCUCCCUUUGUCGCUCCUACCGUUUGCCCGUACCCGCACCGGCACAGAAGGCGCCAGCAUCUUGUCGUGGACCCAGAAGGAAUUCAAACUACCCGCCCAGGCGCGCGGCUCCUAUCUCAUUACUGACGAGGUACUGAGAUCAGUGCCCGAGAUCAGGAAAUAUAAAUCUGGCCUGCUCAGCCUCUUUAUCAAACACACCAGCUGUGCGCUGAGCCUGAACGAAAAUUUUGAUAAAGAUGUCAGGACUGACAUGAGUAAUGCUCUUGACCGCAUCGUGCCUGCAGCUGACACGAAGGACGAGAGUCUCUACAAGCACAAUGCUGAGGGCUCGGAUGACAUGCCGGCCCAUAUCAAAUCUGCUCUCGUAGGAGCCAGUGUCACUAUCCCCAUCAAGGACGGUAAGCUACAAACCGGACAAUGGCAAGGAAUCUGGUUUUUGGAAUUCCGCGCGUCUAAGCACGAACGUGAUGUGAUUGCCACCAUCCAAGGCGAGAAGGCAUGA
Molecule: messenger RNA, 609 nt
Organism: Akanthomyces muscarius
Lineage: Eukaryota; Fungi; Ascomycota; Sordariomycetes; Hypocreales; Cordycipitaceae
Exons: 5
Coding region: 1-609 (202 amino acids)
Source: RefSeq, a predicted model, not a curated record